UCCUCACGCUCGCCCCUGACAGCGUGCUGUGUGCGGCGAGGCAGCAGAAGCGUGAGGCUCUGGAACGAGGUGGUGGUGGUGAUGCUGUCUGUCCGCUGAAGUGCUCUGUAACUCCCCUUAUAAAGUCAGGAGCGGGACGGCAGUGCUGGCGGAGGGAGAUCUGUAAACGGAGCUAUAAAUGCAAAUUUCACAUUUGUAAUGCAAAUGGUAGAAAUACUACGACUCAACAAGUACAGUGAAGGAAAUAAGUAUUUGAUCCCUUGCUGAUUUUGAAAUGCGACGUUAUUUAAGGAAGAAUGCUGUUUUGGCAGUGCUCCUACUAGCUGGGGGAUUGUACUUCAUGAGCCAGUCAAGUUUUCUCAUAGCUGGCCCCACAAGGUCAAGUGAACACAAUCCAAAUGAAUUAUCUUGGCAGACAGAGAGGUUUGUCAGAAAGGAGUCCUGGGUUGAUCAGGGAGAUUACCUGCCUCUCAAUGCGUCCUAUAAGAUGCUCGCUGGAGCACCAUCUAUUCAACAGAGGUAUUUAUCUGUUGGGAUGUCAUCGAUAAAUAGGAAGAAGGGCAGCUAUCUAAUUCCCACCCUGCAGUCCCUCUUCCAACAGUCGUCUUCUGAAGAGCGCUCAGCCAUGGUGGUGGUAGUGCUGCUAGCAGAUUUUGAUGCCAGCUGGAGAAUUGCCACAGUGAGGGAGAUCAAAACUGCAUUUGCCUCAGAGCUGGAGCAAGGCCAGCUGGUGGUCAUCCAUGUUCCUGAGGACUGGUACCCUCCUCUUACAGGUUUAAAGAGGAACUACAAUGAUUCUCCGCGGAGGGUAUCGUUCCGCUCCAAGCAGAACUUGGAUUACUCCUUCCUCAUCCACUACAGUGCCAGUCUUGCCCAGUACUACAUCCAGCUGGAGGAUGACGUCUUAUCUGCCAAAAACUUCCUCACCGCCAUCAGGAGGCAUGUUGGGGAGCAAGAGGCAAAGAAGACCACUUGGGCAAUGCUGGAAUUCUCAGCCCUCGGCUACAUCGGGAAACUCUACAAAUCCACCCAUCUUCCUCUCUUGGCCCGCUUCCUCUUCCUCUUCUACCAGGAAAUGCCCUGCGACUGGUUGAUGUCUCACUUUCGAGAGCUGCUGGCUCAGAAGGAGACGAUCCUCUUUAAACCAUCGCUGUUCCAGCACAUGGGCACUUUCUCCUCGUUUGAAGGGACAUACAACAAGCUUAAGGACAAGGACUUUGAGGAAGGGUUUUACGCCAAUCCUGCAGCUGAAGUUUACUCUGAUAUGUCCUCCUACAAGAAACAUAUCCCCAAACAUGCCUGGGAAGCAGGGGAGGAAUUCUUCUGGGGGCGUGCCCCAGAAAAUGGAAAUUACCUGACUGUGGUGUUAACAAUUCCUGCAGUGGUGACAGAGAUAUUUGUAGAAACUGGGUCAGAGGGUAAAGACAUCCUGGAGUCAGCUCAGGUGGAGUUGGGCCAUGAUGUUACCAUCGAGAACUCUGAGAAGAGUUGUAAAGAGUUCCAGUCAGUCGGGACGGUAGUGAGUGGGAGGUUUGAGAUGCAUGAGGUAAACAAAAAGUAUAACUCUGCUUCAUCCUGUCUGAGGAUACAAGUCACAGGAGGACAGAGGGACUGGGUGAUCAUCAAGAAAAUCCGGAUCACAACAGAGCUGAGUACACCUCCACAACAAGCAGAGGUGUGACUCUCUAUUCCUGUCAGACUCCUUUAUUUAUUUAUUUAUAAAAAUUUUUUUGUGAAUGUCGUGUCUUGUUGAACAGUUCAAUUGGUGAAACAACAAUUUAAUGCUAAAUGAAACCUUGUAAAGCUACUGUCAAUAUGAAGAAAAUGUUUGACCAAACUCUGUGGUGUGUCUCUUCAACAUUAUGAAGAGCAUUACUAAAAGAGCAUAUCCAUAAUAAGAAAGCUUCUCAAUGUGUAAAGAUAUUUUUAUGCUUUUAAGUAAAAACUUUAUAUCUCCGACUGCCUUAAAGACAAGCACACUUCAGAGGUGUCUAUUGUGUAAUGUCUAUUGUUUUUCAAUUUUGAGUUGUGUAGGAGGGGGUAACUGAAAUUCAUGUGUUUGUAUGAGUUAUGGGGAGAGGCAAAAUGUGUGUUUGUGUGUGUGCGGUGGUUCAUUAAAGUACCGGUUUGGUCGGAAAACACAUGCCUUAAACCCUUGACACACACACUGUGCCACUAGUAGACUGUAACUUCCGUAUAUUACAGCACUGUAUCAUGUUUCAAUACACUGUGCUGUACAUAAUACUUUUUAACUUGGGCGUGGUAUUAUAACAUACAAAAACAUGCAGUGGAAACCCUGCUCCCAGUAGUCUUUUUAAAAUCAAGACAAUACAGCAAGGCACUAUUAUUCACGACCUCUUGUAAUUGCAGUGAUGUGUAGUGGAUUACAAAUGGAACUACUUGUAACCUUGCUGCAAAUAUUUUUUCUGUUGAUUUACAUUAAAUAAGACUCGUAUAA
This is a messenger RNA of Hippoglossus stenolepis (Pacific halibut), 2458 nucleotides long. Its product is annotated as alpha-1,3-mannosyl-glycoprotein 4-beta-N-acetylglucosaminyltransferase C. The coding region runs from base 275 to 1681 and encodes 468 amino acids. The record is from RefSeq and is a predicted model, not a curated record. Lineage: Eukaryota; Metazoa; Chordata; Actinopteri; Pleuronectiformes; Pleuronectidae. The transcript is spliced from 6 exons. Gene Ontology annotation, molecular function: acetylglucosaminyltransferase activity. Gene Ontology annotation, biological process: protein N-linked glycosylation.